Danio aesculapii is the source of this 1907-nucleotide messenger RNA. RefSeq names its product glia maturation factor, beta (gene gmfb). Gene Ontology annotation, biological process: actin filament debranching; negative regulation of Arp2/3 complex-mediated actin nucleation. NCBI's taxonomy places the organism in Eukaryota, Metazoa, Chordata, Actinopteri, Cypriniformes, Danionidae. Bases 97 to 525 code for a protein of 142 amino acids. The transcript is spliced from 7 exons. Gene Ontology annotation, cellular component: actin cortical patch. The record is from RefSeq and is a predicted model, not a curated record. Gene Ontology annotation, molecular function: actin binding; Arp2/3 complex binding.
UUCUAAAGCGUUUCGGCGCUCUGAUUGGACGAAUGAGCGUCACGAGACUCGGCACGGUAGAACUCCUGCACUGCUGAGCUCGUGCUGUCUGUGAAAAUGAGUGAGUCAUUAGUUGUGUGUGAGGUGGACGAGGACCUGGUGAAAAAGUUGCGUGAUUUCCGCUUCAGGAAGGAAACCAAUAAUGCCGCCAUUAUCAUGAAGAUUGAUAAAGACAAACAGCUGGUAAUCUUGGAGGAGGAGCAUGAGGAUAUUUCUCCUGAAGACUUGAAAAACGAGCUACCAGAGAGACAGCCCAGAUUUGUAGUCUACAGCUAUAAGUACCAGCAUGACGAUGGAAGAGUGUCCUAUCCUUUGUGUUUCAUCUUCUCCAGUCCCGUUGGAUGCAAACCUGAGCAGCAGAUGAUGUAUGCUGGCAGCAAAAACAAACUGGUACAGACAGUUGAACUGACCAAGGUGUUUGAGAUUCGCAACACUGAAGACCUGACAGAGGAGUGGCUCCGAGAGAAACUAGGAUUCUUCCGUUAAGACCGAACCGAAACAACACUAACGCUCGUGUUUGAAGAGUGACCAAGAUGGGACCAUCACCUCCAACUGGAGAGAAUACCAUAGUCCAUCUGAUACUGUCUGUUUGUGUGUGUUUGAAUGCUUCUGCCCAAACUCUAAACCUGCCUGUACCAGUUUAAGAUGAUUUGAGGUGCAAAGGAUUGAAAAUAUGAAAGCAAAUUCCAUAAAGUAGCCUGAACUGUUCCUUGGAUUUUUAAAGAAUCAUUCCACUCUCGUCCUUGAGCAGUUAAGAUUGCACUGGCUUGCACGGGUAGUCCAAUCUUAUUGACCUUCAGGACAGACGACAAGCAAACAGAUUUAAACACUAAUGUGAUAUGUUUAGCCUAUUUUUGAGUAGUAAAAUCACAUACUUCUUCAUGUAAAGGCAUAUUACAAGCCCUGAUCAUUUUCAUCCUCUGUACAUGCAUUUUCUACCUUGAAUUUGACCAAUUUUUGACUAUUCUGUUUUGAUACAUGUUGAAUUGUAAUGGUAGGUGGUGGAGUCAGAAUUCUCACUAAUAUUUUUGGGAGAGAGCAUUUCUGAACUAUUGUCUUGAAUGCCAUAAAUUCCUACUGUUUUGCCUUUUGAAGUCCAUGACAAGCAAAUCUCUUAAAAUCAGUUAUGUUCUGGGACUCAUCUUUUGAUUUAUUGUAUCUUGUUUUUUGGUAUACGUCACCCAGAUGUCCUUAAGCACAAAUCUGUCCCAGUUUUUUCUGUAGUGUGUAAGUUUAGAUGUACACUGGCAGAGCUGUGCAGUUGUAUUAUUAAGCCACUGGCAUCGUCUCAUGAUUGCUCGGUUUGUUAUACUAAAAUACUCUCUCACUGUCCAACUAAAGCCGGUUUUCUUAUUUAUGUGAACAUCGCUAUUUCCAUAUUUAUGCAAAAACAAUCUUUCUAUUGGCAAAAUGUAACCACUGGAAGUUGCUUAAAUGUUUACAGCUAAAGAGAAUAACAGGAAUAGCUGGAGAAAGUGAUGGUAUUGUAGUUUCUGUAAGUAAUACCUUUACAGAUCUCACGUUUUUUUCAGAAUCUGUGAGCUGUAAUGUGGGUCAGGCUCAUCUCUGUACAUCUGUAGACCCUGUAACACCUGUGAUUAUUAGUGGCGUUUCCUAUAAAACACUAAUUGCUCACUUUGAUGGUUUGUAUGAUGUGGAUAUCACAUGAUAUGUCCCGUACAAUAGUGACCUGUGUAUGUGUUUAACAUCUAAUUUUUAAUGACUGAAGAUGCUUUUCCUGAUCAUUUAUAAGUCAAGUUCUCUCUUGAAACCAUGAACAACGGUUAACCUUUUGGUAUGUGUCUCGAUUACAUUUGUCUGCUGUUUUGAAUAAUUAAAUAGAAGGUUUUUUUCCUUUGUAAAAUUGA